Molecule: messenger RNA, 3195 nt
Organism: Ooceraea biroi (clonal raider ant)
Lineage: Eukaryota; Metazoa; Arthropoda; Insecta; Hymenoptera; Formicidae
Biological process (GO): proteolysis
Molecular function (GO): aspartic-type endopeptidase activity; nucleic acid binding
Source: RefSeq, a predicted model, not a curated record
AUGGCAUCUGGUGAAAAAAUGAAAAAGGUGAUCGCGAAACAAAUGGAUCUUUUCGGCCUCAUCUCUCGAACCAUCGAAAACCUCGAAAAGAAAGGCGCCGCGAAGCGCACGCGUGGUAACGUAACCAGCCGUAUCGAUAAUUUAAAGAUGAACUGGGCGAAAUUUGUAAAAAUGGAUGAGGCAGUGCGGGAUUACAUGGAUGCCGAGUCGGCCAAGCUUCUUUAUUUUAUGGAAGGAGUUCGUGAACAAUGCGAGGAAAAAUUCAUCGAGGCGCACGGCGAUCUUCUGGACAUUCUGCAUGAACUGACAGCACCGGCCGGGGAAAAACCGUCGAUCUCGGACUCACCUCAGGCUAUCUCUGGAUGUUCUCACUCACGUGAUCUCCCAAAAAUUUCUCUGCCAACCUUCGCAGGCGAUUACCUGCAAUGGCGAAGUUUCCGAGACUUAUUUUCGUCCAUGAUCAUCGACAACUUGGACAUUUCAGAAGUAGAAAAGCUCCAUUACCUCAAGACCAGUCUUCUCAACGAGCCAGCUCAACUGUUAAAAAACAUCCCGCUCGACACGGAGUCUCUUAAACAGUCGGAAACGACAAUAAGCGAGUCCAGCGUUUACGCGAAUUUCGAGCAGCUUGACAGUUUUAUUCUACGAAGAAUAAAUACUCUCGAAGCGGUUGAGCGCGCUCCCGGCCGGAAGGGCGGAUCUGCAAACGGCAACUCAUCUCGUGUCGCGACACCAGAAGCCCGCGCUCAUAAUGCCAUUUCUCAUGAUCAAAAGUGUGUGCUGUGCGGUGCGAAUCAUUAUAUAUCGAACUAUCCGCAAUUUAUUGCGAAGCAGGCAACUCAACGACGCGAAUUCGUCAUCUCACGAAAACUCUGCUUUAACUGCCUCGGGCCGCAUCAAGUAAAAGCGUGUCGAUCGACCAAGCGAUGUCGUCAAUGUCAAAUAAAUCAUCACACUCUACUCCACGGAAAUCGCUCUUCCGCCGACAACGAAUCGCCUUCCGCGCUCCCGACGGCUCAAUCCUCGCCGGCUAGCAGUCAAACCUCCUCGACUGAAAGCGCGUUGCGACCCUCUCCGAGCACGCGAGAAUCUACUCUCGGCUCAGCAGCUCUGCAAAUCUCGAGUCAUCUAGCCUUGCUGACGGUAAUUCGUAGAUCACCCGUUAUUUUCGCAACGGUUCAAGUUAAUGUGACGUCCCGAGCCGGAAAACAAGUUCGCGUGCGAGCUCUUCUGGAUCAGGGCUCGGAAGCCUCCUUUGUAUCGGAAUCUCAUGUACAACUUCUUCAGCUUCCACGACGGCCAGCCUCCGUUCCAAUCAUCGGAAUCGGAGCACAUCGAUCCAGUCAUGCUCACGGAAAAACAACACUUAAGAUCUCAUCACGAGUCAUCUCAACGGUUCAUCUCCACGUCGAAGCUCUUAUUUUGUCGAGCAUCACAGCCUAUCUUCCACCUAGAGUAAGUCUGCCGCUCAAUUGGCCACAUCUCUCAGGAGUACAGUUGGCUGACCCGGACUACCUAGCACCAGGAAAAAUCGAUAUCCUUCUUAGCGCCAAUGUCUACUCCAAAAUCCUCGAAGAGGGACUUCGUCGUGGACCGCCAGACGCACCAAUCGCUCAACGUACCUCACUAGGGUGGAUUCUCUCGGGACCCGUCGCGGCCGAUGACGAGCAACCAACAUCACAGGUUUCCAGUUUUCAAUGUACUUCCGACUUCGAGCUCUCGACUCUCAUGCAAAAAUUUUGGAUACAGGAAGACACGGUUCAAAUGGCGCCGUCACUGUCGCCUGACGAAAUUCAAUGUGACAAUCACUUCAUCGCUACACACAUCCAUGCCUCGGACGGCAGAUUCAUCGUGCAAUUACCACUCAGAACUCUUCCGGCUACCUUUGGCGACUCAAAAGACAUCGCGCUUCGAAUGCUCCUGCGUAUGGAAAGACGGUUCCAAUCGGACAAUGUUCUCAAAACUCAGUAUAUCGAAUUUCUUCGCGAAUAUGAGGAUCUCGGUCACAUGCGCGAAUCCUUCAGCAACGAAAAAUCAACUUUCUCGUGCGAAUUCUAUCUCCCACACCACGGAGUGCUUCGACCCAGUAGCUCGACUACGAAAUUACGAGUAGUCUUUAACGGAUCGCAAAAAACGAGCUCAGGGAAGUCAUUGAACCAGUGCUUGCACAUAGGACCGAAACUCCUCACUGAUCUCGUUGAUGUUCUGCUUCGAUGGCGCCUCCAUCAGUAUGUUUUCGCUGCCGACAUUACAAAACUGUACCGACAAAUCCAGGUGCAUGAAGACGAUUGGCCAUUACAACAGAUACUCUGGCGAGAAUCUUCUCAUGACAAGAUUCGCUCGUUCGUUCUGUGCACCGUCACUUAUGGGCUCGCCUGCGCACCUUAUCUAGCCUUACGCUGCUUACACCAACUCGCGGACGAGAAUUCCAGAACUCACCCAAGAGCAGCUAACAUCAUUCGUCGGCAAUCUUAUGUGGACGACAUUCUAGCCGGAGCUGACUCUAUCGAAGACGCUCAGGAGAUACACCUCGAGGUUGCCACCGAUUACUCCACGGCUGGCUUUCUAGCUGCUUACAGGCGUUUUGUCAGCCGCCGAGGGAUUUGUUCUACGCUCACCAGCGACUGCGGCACAAAUCUCAUCGGCGCUGAUCGGGAACUACGACAAUUAUUCGCGGCCGCCUCUAAAGACUGGAGUCAUCUUGCUAAUGUCCUAGCAAACGACGGAACCUGCUGGAAAUUCAACCCACCCGCUGCCCCUCAUUGCGGCGGAAAAUGGGAGGCCGGAGUUAAAUCGACUAAGCAUCAUCUAAAACGUAUCAUCGGUGACACGGUCUUAACCUACGAGGAAUUCGCCACGUUGCUUGCUCAGAUUGAAGCGGUUCUCAAUUCGCGGCCACUCGGCGCGCUCUCUGAUGAUCCAAACGACCUCUCAGCAUUAACUCCAGGGCAUCUUCUCAUCGGCACAGCGCUCACGACGAUACCGGAACCUACAUUGAUCGAGCUGCCCGACACUCGGGAUGAGCGUUAUCCACCGACAAAGUGGCCGUUAGCUCGCGUUAUUGAGACGCACCCCGGCCAAGACGGUCUAGUGCGAGUCGUAACAGUGAAGACUCAAUGCUCGAUUUUGAAGCGACCAAUCACAAAACUGUGUCUGUUACCUAUUGAAACCCAAUCUAAUAAGACCGCGUCAUAA